Messenger RNA from Neltuma alba, 1424 nucleotides. RefSeq lists its product as uncharacterized. The transcript is spliced from 5 exons. Bases 313 to 1065 code for a protein of 250 amino acids. The record is from RefSeq and is a predicted model, not a curated record. NCBI's taxonomy places the organism in Eukaryota, Viridiplantae, Streptophyta, Magnoliopsida, Fabales, Fabaceae.
UAAUUCAAAGUUGAAAUCGCGGUCAUUUCGGAUGUGUUUCCCUUCAUUUUUCCCCGCUUAAGCAAAAUCAAGUGAUUUCGAGUCUGUGCUGUUGAUCGGAGUUUGGUUGAAUGCGCACUUCCCUCUCCCGUUGAUGCUUCUUCUACUUCCCUCUCACAUCCACCACUUCUCCACAUAACAAGGUAUAGCUGCAUUGUACUCAUAGCACUUCUGAGCGGGAGACAUCGGAUGAGGAUGAUUCAAGAAAUUGUUUGAUCUUGUUUAAACUGGCGUCGUGAAUUUUGCUGUUAAUCCCUCUCCUCGAAGUAAAUUAUGGGGAGUGGAGAUAAUUUCAGCGAUGGGAUUGUAGAAACCCGUACUGCUCUUGCUGAUUGCACGAAUCGGCCCCACAAGAGGGCGUUUUCAUUAAUUUCGGGUGAUUCGGCUCCUAAAUCUGGACAUGGGCAUCGCAAGAUCGAUAACAUUGGUGGGGAUUUCCAUUUUGCAAAGAAGGUUUGUUUCGAAGGCGGACACGCUGCCGGCGCUCCACAAGGAUUGGCAACUCAUGCCCCGGAAAAUGACGAAAGGGACCGAAGUCUUCACAAACUGGCAUCCUCCAAAUGCGGGGCAACAGUCUCUGGUUCACUGGAUUCCAAAUUUCCUGGGCUGGAAAGAUGUGUAGGACUUAAGGGCGAUGGCGGUGAAAAUUCAACUGAGGACGGGGAUCCUCUCAAAGCUUGCUCUUGUUUUGUGUGCUCCACUGCUGCUUAUAUGUGGUCGGACCUCCAUUACCAGGACAUCAAAGGUAGACUAAGCGCUCUGAAGAAAAGUCAGAAAGAAGCAGCAAAGCUGGUUCAGAAAAUUUCUGGAGCAAAAGACAAUGCUGUGCGUGGCCAACGGACUUCUGCGGAGUCUUUCAAACUGGAAUUGGACCUAAUUGAUCAGUGGAGCUCACUGUUUGUUCAUAUGGAGAAGAACCUGGCUCACGAAAGUAGCCAGCUUGAAUCAAGUUUCGAACAACUUAAAGAUCUGAGGGAGAGCUUCAAGAAUGAUCAAGUUGACAAGGGGCGCUCUCACGGUCAUUAAUGGUCAAAUGUUUCUUAUGAAUGUAAGGUUGACAUCUAUAUCCAUGUUAAUCUGUAUCCGUUCACCUGUGUUGAUGGGUACUUAUAACGGACAUGGUAUCUGUAGAGUACUUGAAAAUCAUACGGAGAAACGAGCCUUUUCCUUCGCCUCACAUGAAGAGAAUCUGCUUCCUCUGGGAGUAGUGGCAUGUGUCUAAAGCCUUCGGGUCUGGAGGAUGACUUGUUAGUCUGCUUGCCCUUAGAUAUUAAAUACCCUAGCAUGGUUCAAUUUUGUUUCUGCAGGUCUUUAGAAGGCUGUUUGGUGGUAGUUAUGAAAGCAGUACAAGUUGAGCUUGUAUAUUGUAUUGUUUAUAGUAGGAA